UGCAUACAGGUUAAAUUCCUGAUGGAGAAAACAAAGAAGCCUGGCCAAUACAGAGCCUUUCAGGCCAAUGUACUUGUGUACAUCUAUGAGCUGCCAGUGAUGGACCACUACAUCUUCUACAGCGAAAGCAAGUUCUUUGGGCAGAAAGUCUAUGUUGGACAGCUCAUAGGGAGGGACCCCAAGGAAAACCCCCAGGCCCUAGAAGAGUUCAAGAAAUUCGCACAGUGGAAAGGCUUCAUACCAGAAAACAUAAUUGUGCCCGAGCAGAGAGAAAGAUGUGUCCCUGAAGUUCACAGUGAUGCCCCUAAGAACUGCAAAUCUGAGGCCAACUCUGCCUCUGAUGAAGAGUAGAACCUUUGCUGGAGUCUCUUCUCCCUGGACCACACAACACUGAGACAUACCCUUCAAAACCAUCUCAUCCUGGACACUCACUACCCACUGGACCACACUUCUGCUAGGACCCCUGUCUACCCCAAACCCAAGUAAAGCCUUAAG
Messenger RNA from Meriones unguiculatus (Mongolian gerbil), 495 nucleotides. RefSeq names its product vomeronasal secretory protein 2-like. The record is from RefSeq and is a predicted model, not a curated record. Lineage: Eukaryota; Metazoa; Chordata; Mammalia; Rodentia; Muridae. Gene Ontology annotation, molecular function: small molecule binding. Bases 22 to 351 code for a protein of 109 amino acids. The transcript is spliced from 5 exons.